This is a messenger RNA of Bubalus bubalis (water buffalo), 1806 nucleotides long. RefSeq names its product zinc finger protein 211. The record is from RefSeq and is a predicted model, not a curated record. The transcript is spliced from 3 exons. Lineage: Eukaryota; Metazoa; Chordata; Mammalia; Artiodactyla; Bovidae. Gene Ontology annotation, cellular component: nucleus. Gene Ontology annotation, molecular function: RNA polymerase II cis-regulatory region sequence-specific DNA binding; DNA-binding transcription activator activity, RNA polymerase II-specific. Bases 1 to 1806 code for a protein of 601 amino acids. Gene Ontology annotation, biological process: regulation of transcription by RNA polymerase II.
AUGGACACCAGCACCCCUGCAUACCUGGCAUUGCCAGGAUCCCCUCUGUGGAGCAGGACGGAAGGUCUGAGCGUGCAGCGUUGGGAGGCCUGUUGCAGGCCCAGAGAGCGCAAGGGGCGUCUUCGAAGGCACCGCAUAGGGGACGGCGUAAGAGCUGGGGACACUGCCGCCUGCAGGGUGUGUCCGCGCCAAGUCCGACCUGACGAGGUGGAGGGUCGCCGCACCGCUCUGUGGAAAGAAGCUCUGAUGGCGGUGCCUGCCCUGAAGGACCCCGGUCAGAGCCAUGUGACCUUUGAGGAUGUGGCCGUGUACUUCUCCCAGGAAGAAUGGUGUCUUCUUGAUGAGGCUCAGAUACAACUGUACCUUGAUGUCAUGUUGGAAAACUUUGCACUUGUAUGCAUGCUGGGUUCUUGGCCUGGAGUUGGGGAUGAAGAGAUACCUUUUGAACAGAGCAAAUCUGCAGGAGUGUCACAGAUUGGGAGUCCCAGGACAGAUUCAUCUGCUGAGAAGGUCCAGCCCUGUAAGAUAUGCAUCCUGGUCUUGAGAAACAUUUUGCACUUGACUGAAGAGCAGGGAACAAAUAGUGGACAGAAAGCAAACACAUGUGGGGCACAUGGAAAACGGUUCUGUUUCACUGCAGACAUUCAGCAGCACCAGAAGCAGCACACGAGAGAGACUCUUUUACAAUAUAUUAUGGGGAAACUCUCAUUUUUGAAGAGCUGCACAAUUCAUGCAUCAGGAAGUCUCUCCCCAUACAAUGAGAUUGAGAAGGAAUUCGUGGCCAACCUGGGAGUUCAGCCACAGGCCAAAAACACCAGGAAUCAACAAAACAACAGUAAGGAGUGUGAAGUUGUUUUUCACAGUGGAAAAAGUCAUCAGCGCUCGGGAGAAGGCAAGAAAGCCUCCAGCCGCACAGACAUACUUGUUCAAGAUGAGAGAAUCCUCACUAGUGAACAGUCUUGUGAGUUUAAAGGCGGCACUCACCAAAGUAACCAUGUUCAGCACCAGAAAGGUCACAUUAGAGAAAGGUCUUCUGAGUGCACUGAAUGUGGGAAAUCCCUUGGCCAAAGAAAGUAUCUCAGGAUUCAUAGGCGAAUCCACACUGGAGAAAGGCCUUAUCAGUGCAAGGAAUGUGAUAAAUCUUUUACCUAUAAGAACCGUUUCAUUGGACAUCAGAGAAUUCAUACCGGAGAAAGACAUCAGAGAAUUCACAAAGGAGAAAGGCCUUAUACCUGUAAUGUAUGUGGGAAAUCUUUUAUAACUCUGGCUGGCAUCCGAUAUCAUCAGAAAGUUCACAACAGGGAAGUGCUGUAUAAAGGCAGUGACUAUGGGACAUCCUUUAAUCAAAUGCACCACCUCAGUUCCAGUAGGAAAAUCCACACUGGAAAAAAGCCCUAUGAGUGCAGUGAAUGUGGGAAAUCUUUUACUGCUAGCUCUAGCCUUUGGUAUCAUCAGAGAAUUCACAGUGGAGAAAGGCCUCAUGAGUGCAGUGAAUGUGGGAAAUCUUUCAUUGUUAGGUUGAGCCUUCGCAAUCAUCAGAGAGUUCAUACUGAAGAAAGGCCUUAUAAGUGCAGUGAAUGUGGAAAAUGUUUUACUAGCAGUUCGAGCCUUCUUCGUCAUCAGAGAGUUCACAACGGAGAAAGGCCUUAUGAGUGCAGUGAAUGUGGGAAAUCUUUUACUGCUAGCUAUGGCCUUCGGUAUCACCAGAGAGUUCACAGUGGAGAAAAACCUUAUGAGUGCAGUGAAUGUGGGAAAUCUUUUACUGCUAGCUAUGGCCUUCAGUAUCAUCAAAGAGUUCACCAUUGA